AUGGAUGCAGAAAAGAUCCUAAGCAUUCCUAUCAACUUAGCAGGGAAGGAGGACAGUAACUUCUGGAUACAUUCUCCAACGGGGCAAUACACAGUGAACACAGGAUAUAAGGUACUCAUGAAAGACAAGGGAAACCAGACUAUGAAUAGCUAUAAUGGGGCAGGUACAAGUGUACACAGUACAUCAAAACAGAUGUGGUCUUGCCUAUGGAAACUAAACAUCAAGCAUAAACUGAAGACCUUCAUGUGGAAAUGCAUCAACAAUGCUCUCCCAGUCAGCGAAGUAAUCUUUAGUAGAUCGAAAAAAGGUGAUCCCAUCUGUAAAGUCUGUGGAGAAGGAGUGGAGACUGUGGAACAUGUGCUUCUGAACUGCAAACAGGCCAAGCAGGUAUGGCAUAUAGCACCAGUACAAUGGGAGGGUGCUAGGGAUAAACAAGGCUGUUUCAAGGACUGGUGGAAUGAAAUUGUAGGAGCCAGAUCUAGGCAGGCUGGCGAUGAACAUCUUGGUCUAACAGUUAACAUUUUAUGGCAACUAUGGAAAAGCAGGAAUGAGUGGGAAUUCAACAACAAACAAAGGCAUGCAUUGACAACAACUCAGAAAGCUCAAGAAGAGUGGUUAGAGUUCUGCGAAGCAUACAAAGACAAAGAGCAAUUGAGCACAGCAGAAACAGCUGCAAACCAGAUUCAAAGAAUAGAAGUGGAGAAUGCAGAGAUGAUUCAAGUGAAGAUCGCUGCACUAAGAAGACCGAACAGCAAAGAGGUUGGAAUAGGGGUGACUGCUAUGACUGAAGGAAAGGUUGUUGUGGCAGCUUGGGCAAUGCAUGAAAGAAGCUACAACUGCCCACAAUUGGACGAAGCUGAGGCUAUCAAGCUAGCUAUGUGUAAGUUAGCAGUCAAAGGCUGGAGGAUAGUCAUCAUACAGAGCUGCAACAAGCAACUUAUUCAGCAAAUCUGUUCCGGAAGAGCUUCUAAUAUCAAACUGUAUACUCUAGUUGAUGAUAUUCUUAGCUUGAAAGCUCUGUUUCAUAUGUGCUCUUUUUGUGCUAUUUCUAAAGUUGAUAAUCAGAUUAGCAUUAGAGUUGGUGAUUAUGCAUUAGGCAUUAUACAUGAUGAGGAAUGGUUCAAUCCUCUGUGCUGUUGA
Molecule: messenger RNA, 1140 nt
Organism: Coffea eugenioides
Lineage: Eukaryota; Viridiplantae; Streptophyta; Magnoliopsida; Gentianales; Rubiaceae
Exons: 1
Coding region: 1-1140 (379 amino acids)
Molecular function (GO): RNA-DNA hybrid ribonuclease activity; nucleic acid binding
Source: RefSeq, a predicted model, not a curated record